CUUCUUCUCUCUCGCUUCGGAGCUAAGUUAGGGUUUUUUGCUUAGACGAAUUUAGGGCUUUUCGAGAUCCGCGGCUUUUCGUGUUGGGUUUAUACACGCAUAAAGAGAUGAACGAUCGCAAGAGAGAUAACGGCGAGAACGAGCUCAGCUCCCAUGGCGUAUCCCUCAAGAAGACUAAGCAAGAACCGGAAUCUUUAUCAGACGGUGUAAGAAGCAAUUUGAAGCCAUGCACCAAGUUUUUCAGCACUGUUGGGUGUCCAUUGGGCGAGAACUGCCACUUCCAGCAUGACAUUCAUGGUGGUUAUGAUGCUGUGGCCCAGAUGAUGAAUCUCAGUCCGUCCAUCUCUCCAGUGAGAAAAACGGCGACCACAGCCUCCAUUGCAGAUAGCUCGACUCCCAGGACGAAAACCCGCAUGUGCGCCAAUUAUAACACUGCUGAAGGAUGUAAAUAUGGCAAUAAAUGCCGCUUUUCUCAUGGUGAACGGCAACUGACAGGUGAGCGCCUUCCCCGUAGAAUGGAUGCGAAACCACCUGCAGGACCUGCUUCCGGUUUCGGAGCUUCUGCCACUACGAAGAUCAGUAUAGAAGCAUCAUUAGCUGGAAUCGUUAUAGGGAAGGGUGGCAUGAACUCCUGUCUGAUAUGUCGAGGAACAGGUGUGAAGCUACGUGUUCGGGAUCACGACAGAGACCCAACUCUGAAGAACGUAGAGCUCAAAGGCACGUUUGAACAGAUUUCAGAAGCGAGUGCAAUGGUGAAAGAGCUUAUAAGUGCUCGAGCUUGGCCUGAAAGGAAUUUCAAGGCAAAGAUGUGCAAAAACUUCGCCAAGGGGGCCUGCUCCUUCGGGGAGCGAUGCCACUUCGCUCACGGUGAAUCCGAACUUCGGAAGCGGCUUGGAACCGUGAAGAGGUAACUGUGAUAGUUUUGGCAAAGAUCUUUAAUGGGUUUCAUAUUCACAGGUAAAGGCUUGAGUGUAUUUUAGGUUAUAUGAUUUCAUUACAAGGGUCUUGAGGGCAUAAAGGAUAAGAUCAUGAUGGUUCAUGAAAGGCCUUAUUUUUGGCACACUUCAA
This is a messenger RNA of Tarenaya hassleriana, 1068 nucleotides long. Its product is annotated as zinc finger CCCH domain-containing protein 31-like. Bases 108 to 911 code for a protein of 267 amino acids. The transcript has 3 exons. NCBI's taxonomy places the organism in Eukaryota, Viridiplantae, Streptophyta, Magnoliopsida, Brassicales, Cleomaceae. The record is from RefSeq and is a predicted model, not a curated record. Gene Ontology annotation, molecular function: metal ion binding; mRNA binding.